UACCCUUGCUCUUAUUAUUAAUCAUGCCACUCUAUCAGUCCAAAUAUAACUAUGAUGAUGAACCAAUGAACAAUUGCAUUCAAAGUAUCUGUAUCUAAAAUUUCCCCUAAAUUCUUGGGAGUCUACAAAAAAAUACUUUCCUUUUUCAACUAUUCUAUUAUGACAAUUCAAGAAUAUCCUCAACAUCUCAAAACUCCACUAAAUCCUUCAACAAUGGAAGAUUCACCAAAACCCCAAAAACAAUACUGGCGUUUCAGUAAACAGGAUUUCUUCCCAGAACCAUCUUUCCACAAUUUCUCAACAUACAAACACGCCCUUACCCAAACCCCGACCCGAAUCAAGAACCGGGUUUUUUCCAGGUCCACAGAAUCAUCUGAACUAAUCCAACUCAAAAAAGAAUCAGAAAAUGAAAUGAAACAAUGCCUUACAUGGUGGGACUUAAUUUGGCUCGGGUUCGGGUCAGUAGUCGGGUCGGGUAUUUUUAGCAUAACGGGUCAAGAAACCAGACUCAACGCUGGUCCUGGUAUAAUUUUAUCAUAUGCUAUAUCUGGUUUUUCUGCUUUGCUUUCUGUGUUUUGUUACACUGAAUUUGCUGUUGAUAUACCAAUAGCUGGUGGUUCUUUUUCAUUUUUAAGAAUAGAGUUAGGUGAUUUUGUUGCAUUUAUAGCUGCUGGUAAUAUAUUAUUAGAAGCUAUUGUUGGUGCUGCUGGUUUAGGACGUUCUUGGUCAUCAUAUUUUGCUAGUAUUAUUAGUAAAGAUGCUGACUUUUUAAGAAUCAAGAUUGGUUUUUUAGCUGAUGGUUUUAAUUUAUUAGACCCUUUAGCUGUUUUAGUACUUGUAUUAGCUAAUGGGGUUGCUAUGACUGGUACAAGAAAUACAUCUAUUUUGAAUAUGGUAAGUUCUAUAGUUAGUGCUGGUGUUAUUUUGUUUAUUAUAGUUGUGGGGUUUAUUCAUGGGAAGAGUGAGAAUUUGGUACCUUUUUUCCCUUUUGGUGCUGGUGGUGUAUUUAGAGCUGCAGCUGUUGUGUAUUGGUCGUAUACGGGUUUCGAUAUGGUUGCUAAUUUGGCUGAAGAGACUAAGAAACCGUCGAGGGAUAUACCGUUGGGGUUAGUAGGGUCGAUGUCGGUGAUAUCUGUUGUUUAUUGUUUGAUGGCGUUGGCAUUGACGAUGAUGGUUAAGUAUACCGAAGUGGAUGUGAAUGCUGCGUAUUCGGUUGCGUUUGAGGGGAUUGGUAUGAAUUGGGCUAAGUAUUUGGUGGGGAUUUGUGCACUUAAGGGAAUGACUACGAGUAUGCUUGUUGGGUCGAUGGGGCAAUCUCGAUACACGACUCAGAUUGCCAGAGCACAUAUGAUUCCACCGUGGUUCGCUUUGGUUCACCCGAAAACAGGGACGCCAAUUUACGCUACUCUUUUGACGACUAUAACUAGUUGCGUUCUCGCUUUGUUCACGAGCUUGGAUGUCUUGUCUAGCGUGUUCUCGUUUAGUACGCUUUCCAUUUUCAUGCUUAUGGCUGUUGCGUUGCUCGUUAGACGAUACUACGUUACGGAUGUUACUUUGAAGUACGAUUUGGUCAAAUUUCUUCUGUGCUUGUUCGUGGUAAUUGGUUCGUCAAUUGGAGCAACGGUUCUUUGGAGUAUGAACGAAAAAGGUUGGGUCGGGUAUACUGUAACUGGCGGUUUUUGGUUGUUGGGCACUUUAGGGAUGGCAAUACUUCCAAAACAAAGACAUCCUAAAGUUUGGGGUGUGCCACUUGUUCCAUGGAUACCGUCAUUGUCAAUUGGGAUGAAUAUAUUUUUGAUAGGUUCCUUGGGUAAGGCGGCGUUUUAUCGGUUCAUCAUAUGCAGUGCUGUAAUGCUAAUUUACUACGUACUUGUUGGUGUCCAUGCAACAUAUGAUAUGGCUCAUCCCGAUAAACAGGAGUCCGUUAUUGAAGAGGGGAAUGAAAGUUCCAAUCAAGUGUUAUAGUUGGUAUGAUGCUUUAGACUGCUCCAUGAACUUUGCACUUAUUUGGUUUUAGGUUCUUGGAAUUGUAUGUUGUAUAGCUAAUGAACUGAAUGACAUCAAAUUGAUAGUUGAUAAAAAAGAUUCCAGAUGUUGUUCCAAUUAUGUUACCUGUAUCCUUUGUGUAUUUAUCCGCUUUUCAUCCAAUCAUAUGGCUGGUAGAUGUGUUCAGACAGUGUCUAA
Lycium barbarum (goji berry) is the source of this 2184-nucleotide messenger RNA. RefSeq names its product cationic amino acid transporter 8, vacuolar. The record is from RefSeq and is a predicted model, not a curated record. NCBI's taxonomy places the organism in Eukaryota, Viridiplantae, Streptophyta, Magnoliopsida, Solanales, Solanaceae. Gene Ontology annotation, molecular function: amino acid transmembrane transporter activity. Gene Ontology annotation, cellular component: plasma membrane. The coding region runs from base 160 to 1965 and encodes 601 amino acids. Gene Ontology annotation, biological process: amino acid transport; transmembrane transport. The transcript has a single exon.